Oikopleura dioica is the source of this 1356-nucleotide messenger RNA. Lineage: Eukaryota; Metazoa; Chordata; Appendicularia; Copelata; Oikopleuridae. The record is from the annotation of a GenBank genome assembly.
AUGGGCGAUCAUGACCUCCGAGAUGAUUUCUAUGAAACAUGUGUGUGCCAAACUGCUCAGAAAUUCUUGGACAAACGCUCCGAGGUAGAGGCCAGUUUCAGUGAUAUUUGGAACCAACAGUUGGACAAGCUUCCUUCAAACUGGACAGCCGAAGACAUUUACAACGAGAAGUGCGAGGUUUGGCAGUUCCUCUGCGCCUGCCUGUACGAGGAAUGUCCUCUAACUGGGGAGCGGUUGCAAACUCAAACUCAAGAAACAGCUCAGAAGUUCGGAUGGGUCGAGUACACUAUCCUCGCAGUCUGCGCGGCGAUCUUCGUCAUAGGAAUCAUUGGAAAUGGACUGACUCUAUUAGUACUUCUUAAAACUGGAAAGUGGCGCAAAAAUACAACGAAUCUUCUUAUUUGGUCCUUGUCUAUUGCUGACUUUUCUGUUGUUUUAUUCAUGGCCAUUUUCAAAUGCAAUGUGCAAAUCAUUUCAUUUCUUCAUUUAUCUCAACCUUUGUGCGUCGAACUAUUUGAUGCUGAUAAUGAGCAGCGAGAGAUUCUUCGCGAUCGUCUUUACUAUGCGAUUUCUUCGGUUCAAGUCACGCACAGCCGCAGUCAGAGCAAUCGUGGCGGCGUGGACGGGCGCCAUUAUCACAUCUGCUCCAGUUUUAUGGCGAUGGCUUUAUCAAAUUACGGAGAACAGAACGCGCUGUCGUGUAUUUUUAUUUACUCUUUGGGAUCAGAAGAGUUUGGAAACCUCUCAAUUUGCUCGCUUGGCGAUCUCUCUCAAGCGAGCCACGUGCAGGUUUACCGUAUCUUGCUCAUCGUCGUCACUUUCAUCCUCCCAGCCGGAACAGUAACUGGUCAGGCAUUUGCCAUUUCAAGCUAUCUAAGAAGGCAGCCUCUGGGAUACACAGAAAAGACUCAACGACUGCGGGUGAAGGUGAUGCUUAUGACUGUUGCUUGCUGUGCUCUUUUCAUCGUCUUUUGGGCACCUUAUCACGCCAAUCAAAUGCGAAUAGUCCUUGACUACUACAGCAAUAAUGGCGGCACAAUAAAUGGCAACGACUUUGUCUACGAAGUGGUGUCGAAGCUUUUUUCUCUCGGAAAUUCAAUAAUCAAUCCAUUCAUCUAUUUUUCUGUGUCGGAGAGUUUCCAGCUUGAGCUUCGAAAACUUUGCGGAGGGGAGCCGGAAAUUUCAGCCGAGUCUACCAACCAACAAAGCCUUUCCAACGAAUCUUCCGGAUUCAAUAGGAGUGUCCAUAUAGACAACAAUGCAGGGUUCACGCGCAGCUCCUCCUGGAACCGUUCAGAGCGGCUUCAUUCAGCCCGAUCAAAACUCAGAACUGAGCGAAACUGCGCGAGCCCGUGA